Dentiscutata erythropus is the source of this 663-nucleotide messenger RNA. The record is from the annotation of a GenBank genome assembly. Lineage: Eukaryota; Fungi; Glomeromycota; Glomeromycetes; Diversisporales; Gigasporaceae.
AUGGACAAUAAUUGUAAAUUAAGAAUAGCUAUGAAUGAUGAAGCAGCUGUCAAAAAGGUUAUAAACCUCACUAAGCUAGAUAAAAGUGAAACAGCCCAUGGAAUUGAAGUCGAAAGCAACAUAAGAAAGACCGAAUACAAAAUAUACCUGAAGGAUACUGAGCCUAAUAACAAUACGGAUAAUGAUGAUAAAGAAACCUCUGAAUUGGACAAAGAACACAAUUACGAAAAGACAGCCCCGAGCCCAAAUAAUAGUUGUCUCGAUGAACCUGAAAAUGCUGAUAAUGAUAACAAUGAGACUUGGAUUGUGAAAAUACUGAAAAGAAAUUCUAUUAAGCUACGAAAAUCUGCUGAAGUGGAUAGUACUAAUAGGAUUGAAGCUAAAAAAGACAAUCAUAGAACAUUCGGCAAUUAUCAAAAGUCACAAGAGAUGAGCGACUUUGAAAAAGCGUUUGGUUAUAAAAAUAAAAAUGAACCAGUGAACAUAAUUAGACAUGUAACCUAUUUCGAACCUGAUAUUGGAAAAAGUAACAAAGCCAAUGAGGAUGACAAAGAUUAUAAUAUCAAACCUGAUAUUACGAAUAAAAAUGAUCUUAAAGCACCUGGUAGAAGUGAAUUGCGAAGUCUACCUGAAAAAUACAGUAUAAUCGAGAUUCCGAAGUAA